GCCCCUGUCGGAGCCCGACGAGGCGGUGGCCAUGCGGCUGCGCUCGGGCGCGUUCGCCUGCUCCUGCCUCCUGGUGGAGGCCCUGGGGGUCGCGCUGUUCCUCCGCGGCUUCUUCCCGGUGCCCGUUCGGUCCCUGCCGCGCAGGGGGGCCCGCGGGGACGUGCCCGCCGAACCGGCGCCGCCCGGCCCAGGGAUGGUUUCUAACUGGACCAACAUUCCACUACCGCUUUUCAAAAAAGUUGUCAUUGUGCUGAUAGAUGCUUUGAGAGAUGACUUUGUCUUUGGAUCCAAAGGUAAACAAUUCAUGCCGUAUACUACAGAAAUUGUUGAAAAAGGGACAUCCUACAGUUUCAUUGCUGAAGCAAAGCCACCCACCGUGACUAUGCCUCGAAUUAAGGCUUUGAUGACGGGUAGCAUACCUGGUUUCAUUGAUGUUAUUGUGAAUCUCAAUUCUCCAGCUCUGUUGGAUGACAAUCUGAUAUGGCAGGCAAAAACAGCUGGGAAAAGAAUAAUAUUUUAUGGUGAUGAUACUUGGGUUAAAUUGUUUCCAAAGCAUUUUAUGGAAUAUGAUGGAACAACGUCCUUUUUUGUGUCAGACUUCACAGAGGUUGAUGAUAACGUUACCAGGCAUUUGGAUAGAGUGUUAAAGAGAGAAGACUGGGAUCUCCUAAUCCUACAUUACCUGGGGUUGGACCAUAUUGGACAUAUGACUGGGCCAAACAGCCCAUUAGUAGGACCAAAACUUCGUGAAAUGGAUAGCAUCCUGAAGAAGAUUCAUCUUUCUCUUCUUUCAAAAGAAGGAGGAACUUCCCAGCCCAAUUUGCUUGUUGUUUGUGGGGAUCAUGGGAUGUCUGAAAUGGGUAAUCAUGGUGGUUCUUCAGAAGGAGAAGUGCACACACCAUUGCUGUUUAUCAGUUCCGCUUUCGAAAAGAGAAGUGGUCCUCUGACCAAACCUGAACUUGUGCAACAAACUGAUUUAGCUAGCACGCUGGCAGUAGGUCUUGGUCUACCAAUUUCAAGAAACAGUGUUGGUAGCCUUAUAGUGCCAGUUUUUGGAAGGAAGACAAUGAGAGAACAACUACGUUUUGUGCACUUGAAUGGGUUCCAGCUUAGCAGACUGCUACAAGAGAAUACACCUGCAUAUGAAAAAGAUCCUGGAUAUGAACAUUUUAAGAUAGCAGAAAAAUCCCAUGGCAAUUGGAUCAAACUGUAUUUGGAGGGGAAUGAUUCAGAAAUACUUUUAAAUCUUGGCAAAAAGGUCCUGAAGCAGUAUUUGGAGGCCCUGAAGACUCUGAGUUCUUCACUAAGCAAACAAGUAGUGCAAUACGACAUGUAUUCAAUGAUGGUGGGAACUGUGAUCAUUAUGGAGGUUCUGCUGCUGCUUUUACUCAGCAUUCCGAAAGCCUUGAGUAGCCGGGCAGAAUUUGAAGUCCCCCUCUCCCCUCCUCUAUUCUCUCUGCUGUUUUACCUGAUGUGUCUGAUACUGUGUGCAGUUCAUGUCAUUGUAUGCACAUCGGCGGAAAGCUUAUGCUAUUUCUGCAGUAUAUCCUGGCUAACAGCAGUUGGAGUGAUGAUGCUGAUUUCCGCACUCAUGUGUGGCAUUUUUUCUGCCAUUGCAAAGAUCUUUGAGAAUUCUAGACUUCCACUGAAGAAUCCAGUUGUGUCCAGUUCCAGCUGGUCAGAAAUAAAUGUGCUGAUUCUGGCUGGAACAGUUGGCCAUGUUUUGAGUUUGGGGGCAAGCAGUUUUAUAGAAGAGGAACAUCAAACUUGGUAUUUUCUUAUCAAUACGCUUUGUUUGGCUUUGUGUCAGGAACUUUGCAGAAAUAAUUUUUUUCUGAAAGAAAGUGACCCUCGACAUAACACCACUGUGAAACAGAAUUUUGAUAGUGUAAAGGAAACCUCUCAGUGCAAGAAUAUAGACAUUUCAGCAGCAGAUAGUUCAAAAUUGGGCAAGGACACCUCUGAGUUCUUAAAAGGAUCAUAUAAGUGGAUAAGCUUAGCAAGUCCAUGGGUCAUCCUCAUUUGCUGUCGGCUACUUCGAUCAUUGAAUCAGACAGGCGUCCAGUGGGCACAUCGUCCAGACUUUGGACAUUGGUUGACCAGCUCUGAACAUAAAUCUGAGCUCUCCUUCCUGGCUGCAAUCUCACUGCUUAUGAUCUUCUUUCUGGUUCAAAGAAAAUGCUCCCUGGUUUCAAAAAUUGCUAUGGCACUUGGGCUUCUUGGAAUCUACAGUUAUCGGGCAGCUAUUGGCAAUGUCAUAUUUCCAUGGCAACAUGACAGCAAAGAUAUUUCAAAGGGGAUUACUGAAGCUCGUUUUGUUUAUGUCUUUGUUCUUGGCAUAGUCUUCACUGGCACUAAAGAUUUACUAAAGUCACAGGUUAUUUCUGCAGACACCAGCGUGAAGAGUACAGGAUUAUGGGAAGUGUACAGUGGAUUGGUUUUACUAGCAGCCCUUCUGUUUAGACCUCACAAUUUACCAGUCUUGGUAUUUUGUCUGCUGAUUCAGACAGUGAUGACAAACUAUAUCUGGAGACCUUUGAAAUUUGAUGCAGCACAGAUUUCUGUCAUGCACUACUGGUUUGGCCAAGCUUUCUUCUUUUUUCAGGGAAAUUCAAAUGGCAUUGCUACUGUGGACGUUUCAGCAGGAUUUGUGGGACUAGAAAGCUAUGUGGAGAUACCAGCUAUCUUCCUUACAGCAUUUGCAGCAUAUGCAGGACCUUUGCUUUGGGCCAUUCAUCUGCUCUGCUACCUGAGUUCUGAAGUUAGCAGGAAUUCAGCGGCAGUGGGUCACGGCUGUUUCUGCUAUGCUCUAAUGCGUUCAAUUCCAGUUGCCAUCUACAUUGUUUUGAUAACAGGUCUGCGUUACCACCUGUUCAUAUGGAGUGUCUUCUCGCCAAAACUGCUUUAUGAGGGAGUGCAUGUAUUCAUCACAGCCGCCAUCUGCCUGUUCUUCACAGCCAUGGAUCAGAACCGCUCUCACAACGUGCAAGGUUGAAAACAAGUGUGUGGAACACAGUUCUGCAUUGCACGACUGUCCAGUGUGUCACAAAUGGAAGAAGGAAAAUGAUGACUUUACGUUUUUGUGCAGAAUUUGAAGAGUAGCCUUGUGUAUUUUACUGAAGAUCAGGAUUUGAAAGCCCUGUCCUAUUUUAAAACUGAGUUUGCUUUAAAAAUGUUGAAUUGAAAUAAACUGUUUUUUAAUCAUAACUUCUGUUCUGCAGCUGUCAUUAUAGCACUCUCCAAAUAACAGAAUGGAAAUAUUACAUGAUUUGAAUUUAAAAAUGUACAUCUUAAUAUGAAUACAGGCCGAUGUCUCAUGGGCACUGAAAAAAUUUUUUGCACAUACCAUUUGUUACCUUCAUAGGCUACAGAAUCCUAAAAAUAUACAGGAUUUCUUGGUGCUGCUCACAAGAUCUUCUAUUCAUUAGCUGGAAGUGGGAUUUUGUUUCUAGUGUGUUUAUUGAAAUUAUUAUUAAAUUAUUAAAUUAUUGUACAAAUAUCACAGGUAAAAGAUUUUUUUGUUUGUUUUACAUAGCCAGCAUUUCUAUUUUAAGGUGAUGUUUUCUUUGUAAGAUGAAUGCAAUCAUUAUCUGUAAUGGAUUUUGAUCUGCACUUCAGGCACUGGGUAAGAAACUCUAGUGGACUAACAACGUAAUGAAUCUUCUAUGGAGUCCAUUCACUGCUAAAAUGUUGUUCUUCUUUUUAUUAAUGUAUAGAUCUUAUAUCAGGUUGGUGGCAGCUGUACUGAAUAUUUGGUCAUGUGUUCCACACUAAGGUAGAGAGUUAUGAGCCAUGAGGAGGAAAAUAGUUGAGUGGGCUAAGUUAACAGCAGAAUAAAGGUUGUGUUUGCAUCACCUUACCUGUAGCAACCUGGCUAGCCACCUCAGUUGAAUGAGUUAUAAUUCAUUCCUAACAAUGUUGUCUUCCUUGUUUCCGUCAAGAAGAUACGUGUUGCUGACUAUCUUGAUUAUCAAUAUUCUAUUUAUGGGGGUUUGUUUUUGUCUCUUACUUUCCUCAAUGUUAGCACCCAAUAGGAUUUAAUCUAAAUGUAUUAGAGAUUUAGCAGAAGAUAAACAUACAGGGAACUUGAACUUCUGUUAAAAAUCUGAAAAUAAAAAGCUCUUAAGACCUAGGUAGCUGACAAGACAUUUGUUAGGAUCACAGAUACUCUUUUCAUCUCGUUUCAGAUAGAGCAAAUAGUAAAAAGUAGGCCUUUCAUUUUUAUACAUUAGUUAUAGGCCACCUUGAUCACUGAUAAUGAUUUUUUUUUUUCUGAUGUAUCACAACAUAAUUUUAGGUACCCUGGCAACAUAUUGCUGUUUGCCUGGAGAAGAGCUUAAUGUCAUUCGCUGUGACCUGUUGGAGGUUUGAAAAUUAAGUACAUUUAAUAAAUUGUUUUUUCACUGCAAAUUAUGGAAUAUUUAAAACAGCGUGCAUUUGUGAAUGUUGUACACAUUUAUAAUUUUCAUCAUUCUCAGUAUUUUUCUGGUUGCCUGUUGCCUAGCAACCACAUGAGGAUUAACGACAUCUUCUCUUUUUGCUUAUUUGGUUAAUUCCUUAGCAAUCCUCCCUAGCAUUUGUACAGAAUAUGUUUAGAAGAGACUUGACUUCGAGAGAAAGGGUGCUAAUAAAGAGACAGAAGAAGUGGGGGGAAAGUUGCCUCUGGGGUACAGAAUACUAAAAAAAAUGGGGUGGCAUUUCCAAGAUCUUUCAUUCUUUUGUUCUGAUAUUUUUUGCUUCUAGGUUAGUUCUUUAGAUUCCACUACUUCAUAAAAUGUCAAAGUAUUGUGUAUGUAUUAAGCAUACAUUUCUUCAUUUCUUCAGCUUACUUAGUUAAAUAAUCAUCGUGUCCUCUUUCUCCUCUGAAGUUGUAACAUGUCCCAGAGCGUGAUGGAGUUUGAGUUAAGACUCUUAUAAGUGAAUUCUGGUUUAAAUAAAACAGAAAAAAAACCAAACCAAACCAGGUAGUAAGCUUCUUGAGUUUGCAAGUUCUUCCAGGAGAGGAGUUUCUUGGGUUGACUAUUCUGGUGAGCUCACAGCAGGAGUAGUUACCUAAAUGCUUAGUGAGUUAUUAGAUUGUCAUCUAAAUAAGUGACUAUACAUUAGUGAUUCGUGAGGUUAGUGGAGAUCUUCAGCAUGUCCUUGUUCAUCUGACCCUCUCCAGACAUUUGUGUUAACCAUGAAUAAUCUUAAAUCACAUAAGCUUAUAGUGAUUAGCGCCUUGUUUUGGCCUGGGAAUGAGAAAGCAUCAGGGAGCCCUUCUGGCUGUAGUCAGCUUCCAAGAGAGAGGGCAUGGAUGUGGUGAAGAUGGGCUCUACUCAGAAGGGCACAGGAACAGUCCCAAAGGUAAGAGGUGCAUGUUACAGUAUGGAAUUUUGCCAGGAGGUCAGAGGAGCCUCUUCUCCUCUGUGUAUUUAUGCUCUGGAGUAGGGCCCAGACGUCCACCCUUGGGAUAUCUUACCAUCUUGGAGCAGGCUCUGUUGUGGGCUGGAGGUUGUUUUGGGUGAGUUCCAGAAGUCUCUUCCAGGUAACAUUUGUCAAGGACUCUGUGGUUUUGUUAUGUUUAAAGUUGACUGCCAUUUUUUACUCACCAUUUCCCAGGCUGCUUUCUGAAGUCAAAGGGCUUGUCACUGAUUUCAUAACAAAAAUAUUAAAAAAUCUAAACAAUAGGAAAUAAAACAACUGUGUCACUUUUUUAAAGAGACAAACGUAGCAGCUGAAAACUGUUGUUAAUUUUGGUUUUGUUUUAUGUAAAUAUGUACUUCUAAGAUAGAUACAAGCAUCACUGGAAGAAGAGGUUUAAUGCUGUCUGCUUUUAGCCAAUUCCUUCAGUGCCUUUAGCUUGAGAGUUCCCAGAUUUGAUGAGGAAGGGCCCUAUUUUGCCGUUGUUUCUGCUGUGAUUCAGAUGAUUCCCCAAAACACUUAGCUUGCCUAUCAGGCCUCAAGUGAAAGUGGUGCCCUUGCUGUGAUGUGAUCUCUGUGGGCCCAUGCUGGGUACAUGUGAUAGGACACAUACACGGAGGUGACUUGAUUUCCGAAGCUGUUUUUCUGGCUUCAGGCUAAGAACUAGGCCUGUGAACAUUGAUCCCUGCAUUUUGCCUUGUGGGGUGCAUCGGUCCAUCACAAAGGACCUGUCAUCUCUCAGCAUUUGCUAAAAAGCUUGAGUUGUCUCCCAUGCUUAAUGUAACACUAUUGUCUUCCCCACUUGCAGGCGACAAAGAUGUAUUUUCAGUGUGAUGCUAGCUUAAGGUGUAACUCAGGUUCACUCUGUAGCUCAAAGCACAUGCUUUGUGAAUGACAUUGUGAACUUUAAAGUGAGAGUGCUAGCCACUAGAGAUGGGUUUCUGCAUAAUGCUUGGUCUCAGAAUUUUCAUCACCUCUGCCUUUUUUAUGCCUCUGAUUUUACCAAUGCUGUGUGUUCUUUUUGGUAAUGUCUACUGCAAAGACCGCUCGCAAUGCGGAAUAUGACACAGCAUAGCUCACAUGGCUAAUGUGCACCUGCUACUGCAUGGUUGGUGUAUUGGUCACCAACCAGAAGAUACAGGAUUCAAAACACUUGGGAUCUCUUGAAGCUGUUACCCUGAGAGGUGGUUAUGUCUGGUGAGAUAGGAAGACUUUAGCUGAACUUUUCCUCAUACAAAAAAAGAAAGCUGUUUGAAGAGCACUGUCUUUGAAGGCUGUUGGACUUCCCAGUGGGUCAGAAUAGUCCAGCCUGGUCCCAAGAUUUUGUUGAGAAAAAGAUGUUUCCAUGGACUGAUCGUCUGAAAAAGCUGAGUCUGUGGUCCCAGAAAUGGCACUGGAGAAUGGUGUGUUGUAUGCAGUUGUUUAGGUUUGCUGGUUUGGCACAAGUUAGUUUGUCAUCACAUGUGUACAACAGUGGCUGAGCAGAGUUAGUCUGUAGAUCCUUUGGGUGAAUGGGCUGGGUAGGAUGGGGCCUUGGGCAGCCUGGUCUAGUGGGAGGUGUCCCAGCCCAUGGAAGGGGGAUUUGAACUGGGUCAUCUUUAAGGUCCAUUCCAACCCAAACUAUUCUAUGAUGCUGUGAAAACGUGCAGCUGAAUCAUACCUAGGGCCAUGGAAACCAACACCUUAUUCUCUAAAAGUAGACUUUAAAAGGAAAAGAGACAAACAAAUCUACUAUCUGUGAUUCUGCCUCAGCACCUCCAAGUAGUACUUGUUACAGUUGGCUAUAGACUACCAGAUGUGCUUGACUGAUGAGAAAUGCAAAGCAUGUGGACAGAAAGGUAGUUUUGGGGGAACAGUUGAAUGUUUUCUAGGUGACUUUUUGUUUUGGGGAAAGGCUUAAAAAGAGACAAACAUGACUGGUGGAGCUCUCUUGGCUGCACAUGAACUCCCUCUGCUCAUUACUGCUCAGGACUUUUGGCAGUGGCAACAGAAAGCCUGGUUCCUCCAGAAGAACUGUGCUGGUGAUGCCUUGAUCAUGAAAGAAUCUUAUUGUCCCUAUAGGAGACAGCUGCUGAGAAAAGAGAGAAGCCCAUUAGAGAGGAGUGCUGCUGAGUUUUUGCUGUCUGCAACUCUGCCAGUGGCAUGUUUGUGAGGAUGUGAACAUCUUCUUUCCACUGUGGGUCUUGACAGAAGGUGUCCAGCAUUUCCUAUUUAGACUUGCUAGGUGGCAUGCCGCAGCACAGGAAUCCUAGGCUUCCCUCGUGCUUUCCUAUAAACUUCCUGGGCUAGCCUAUGGAGAUACGGCUAAGCAUCAGCAGUAUAUCAUAGACAAGGAUCCUGGGGCAUGUCCUCAGUAAAGGCUGGUGGUCAGGACUUAGACAGUGCCCAGUCCACAUAAAAGCAGCUGUCUGACCAGUCUAUGCAGGUAAGCUUUGGCAAAGGAUGCAUGUUGAAACCAGGCUUUGCUAGUACCCCUGGACCCAGAACAGCUUUAUUUAAAUGCAUACUGACUGAAGAAGCUCCUACAAGUUCCUUCUUACUUGCUCCAGAAAGAAGUAGCUGGAGUCACCUGGGAAAUGUGCCUCACUAGCAGAGUUUUACUGCUUUUGAUUUAGGUUUCUUAGCUCAGACUAUGGUCAACACUUGCAGCUCUGCUUCAGCAUCCUUCUGGGAUCUGGACAGCUGUUUUGGCUCCUGAGAACACAUGCAGGGCAGAAAUGACAGGCUUUCCACCCUUCUCUGCAUUCCUGCGUCUGACAGUGUGUGUGAGACCAGCUGCACGGCUCUCACCUCAACAGACAUGUAGGGAGCAAUGCCACACAGCUUGCUUGGCACUUGGACUGUGAGUUGGGGGCAAAUGCUGUUUCCCCUUCACUAAGUGGUGUGGGAAUAGGGCUGGGUCUAUCUGAUACCAGAAGGGACACACAGUACUCUUCUGUCUUGCAGAUCAGCACUGACACACAGUUAAAGAAAGGUCAGUCUUUCUUUUUGCAUCGCCUGGAAAUGUACCUUGUAGGACCAGCUCGUGUGCCCUAGGGUGCAUUUGGCGGAGCCAACAUGAUGACACCAAAAAUGUAUCGUGUGCUAGGCAUGGCUAGCAGGCAGGUAUAGCACAAACAAGCUAUUUAAAGCCUGAAAAUUCUGAUGAUAAAAUGCUACAUGAUUAGCAAAGUAAUUUUAAUGCAUUUGCAACAAAUGUGUGCAUUUGCAACAAAUGUGUUCAUCUGCAUGAAGAGUGUAGUGAACAUAGAUUAGCUGAAACAAAAGCUAAGCGACUGGGCAGUUUUCCUCUUUGAUGCAACGAUUAUAAUUAUUAUAGUUGGGUUUUUUAUAUGUGAUGUUCUGAAAAUGUCUUAGCUGAAUACAGAGUAAGUGUAAUUUUUCCAGAAGUGUUUCACCUCCUGUUGGAUGCUUAACUCAAAUUGCUGGCUUCUUUUCAUCAGAUCAAUUAGGUUUUCUUACAUUCUUGCAUGUGACACCCUCCCCCACAGACCCUUCAAAGAUACUGUUUGCCUGGAACGCAAUUUUUAAUGGUAUUACUUAAUGGCCUUGCUCCAUUCCCACUGAAAUCAGGGGAGAUUUGCUCAUACUGCCAAGAGACCCUAGACUUGCAAAUCAUUUCCAGUUGCCAUCACCGAGAUCUUCUACUUGCCUGAUGCUGUAUUGUUUAAAAUGUCUUAAGUACUCUUAGAAAAUAAAGGCCAAAUCAGUUCAAUUCUGCAUUUGAAAUGUCAGUGUCAUGCUGCUUUUAUGUAGGCAUAUGCAUAUUAUUAUUUUCUGAAUGUAAUUGUCUUAAGUGCUGUUGAUCGUGCAAAGAGUAUGAUGCAUUCUCUGACUCAAGGGUCUGAGAAUCAAAGAUCUAAAUCCUGCAAAUGCUUAAGCAUGUGGAGAAAGCCCUCUCAAGGGAUUACACGGACACCUAGCUACUCUUGUGUUCAAGGCUGGUGUGCAACUUUAGUAGACCAAAACCAGCAGAACGUUACAUCUCCGAGCGGUGAUGGUCAUUGGAGAGAGAGGCUGGGCAGGAUAGAAGGAGAAGGAUAGGUAAGGAUAGGAGCAGGCAGGAGAACAGUAGUAUGGAUGGAGCAUUUGGAAUCAGACGGAAGUUUCCAGAUGAGGCAUAGAAAACACUAGGAAGAAAUAAUGAACAAAGUGGGGGAAAAGGAAAACUGGGGAAUGUGUGAAUACUGGGUCAGCCCUGAGUCAGUGAUGUCUCUCCACAGGCUGAUUUCAGUGAGUCGUCACCUUGUCCUUGAAAGUGGUUGCAUACCCAUAUACAUCGCCGAAUCAGGUCCCCAGCCCCUGGCCUCCUUUCUUGCAAAGGCUGCUUCAGUGUGUGAGCAGCGCGAGCUCCCUGCAUGGAGCAUGUGCUGAGAUGUCUUCUGGUGAGCUAAACCACUAACUGAAAACCAACCCUCAUGUUUAGUUGUCUAUUAUCUAUUGCUAUUAAUGUACUUGAUAUAAUUUGACAGCAGUGAUUAGAAUUAAUUGGGGAUUUGCAGGCUGUCAGAUGUAGCUUUCUCUUGAGUUUGUGGUCUUUAAGGAUUAGCUGCUAUUUAAAGCAGCAGUGUAUGGACUUCUACAAUAUUUUUGUGCUCUGUCUGUCCAGCUGUGCUGGAGGAAGAAAUGGUGCCUGUGGGUGCAAGCUUGAAAUUCAGUGCUCUGCUGCUCUGCCUUGACUCCCCCAACCCUGGUGAGAUUGAUCACAGAGUUUCUAGUACUAAGGUGUAGGCUUUCAAAUCCUCUUCUGUGCUGGACUCUACAACUAAUGUUGCACUGGAGACCUAUGUAGUCUUGGUCUCUCCGGGAAGGGACUGCUGCUAUUUGACAGCCAUUUCUUUGGGGCUAAAACAGCUGUUAUUCCUGGUUUGCUCCUUGGCACAGGCAAUUCAAUCUGCCACUUCCACUUGCAGAGUCCAUCCUCUGCCUCAGGGGAAGACCCGAGCUGUUCAGAGCAGAAGCAAAUUCCUGCAGCUCAAGACCUGGACAUACUGUGCCAGGGCUGCUGUCUUCCUGGCCCAGACCAGCAGCAACACAGGCAGGAGAGCUUGUGGCAGCAGCACAUCCAAAGAGGAUGUGUCAUGUUUCUCUGCCUGCCUGAGCAUUUAAGCACAUGAUUCACACCCAUCACACCUGGAUGUCCAUACCUUUUUUUAACGCGCUUUUUGACUUGGGUGGACACAGAGAGGAUAACUGGAAUCACAGAGGGCUGUGGCGAGAGCCUGGAAUCCACCUGCUGAAAGGCAGGUGCUUAAAAAUGAGUGCAGAGGCCGAGAUCUGCAGCCUGACUUCCAAAUCAGGAAAGAACAUCACAUUUCCCACAGGAUUCAACAGCAACUUUCUGGAAACAAAACAGCAAAACAACCCAACAGAUUUGUCAUCUGUGUGGCCAACAUCAAGUUUUCUCCUUUUUAUGUUCAGGUCCACAUCUUCCUCUUUUUUUUUACCUUUUUUCUUUUUUACUACAAUGAAGCUUUUGCGUGCUUUGUAGUAGGAAUUUAAAGGAGGAGACAGAAUGAAAAAUAGAGUAGGGGCACUGGGUCUUCUGGUCUCGAUCUUGCAAAUGUACUUAUGUGGGAUGCUGCAGCCCAACAUGAGGUCCAUGAGAUCCAUGGAAAAGGCUGUGUUUGACCAUGUUAGGCCUGAGCAUGCACUGGCAGGAGCCUGGCCAACAGUCCUCUCUUCAGAAGCUAUAGAUCUAUCUCUCCUGGCAGUUGCUGGAGCGAGCCUUCUGCUAGCUCCUGGAUAGACUAGUUCUUUGGCCUUCUCUGUAAGCUAUCGUUUAAGAACAUGAAGAUGUUUCUAAAAUGUUUAGGUAACAAUCAGCAUUCAGCACACACCUUCCUAUUUUCAAACUAGGGAUUUUUAACUGGACAGAAGUAUAGUUCUCUGACAAGAAGAGAUGGCAGCUAGAACUGUUCUGGUGACUGAUUUUGCAUUUGCAAGUUACUAUAGAAAACUUUUCAAUCCAGAAAUAUUUUAGCUGGCACUUGUUUAAAUUGGAUCCUCUUAAAAUAGCUUGAGUUAUUUUAGAAGACUUUUCUGCCUUUAGCUUCUUGGUACCUAUUAGGAAAUAUUAAGCGUGCAUACACUUUUCUAAAAUGAAUAAUGGAGAUCUUAGAGCAAUCAGUUCUGUGUGGGAUGCCUAAAGUGUUAAUAUAGUUGAAAGGAUUAUUUCCAAAUUAAGAUACCUAGAAUUGGAAGUGAUCAUUAUGUGAUUUCUGCAGUUGAAAGGCAUGGAGUAGGAAAUACAGAGAGCUGGCGGUGUGUAUGUGUUCUGAAUUACGAUUAUUUAUGUGUGCACUCUCUCAGCCCUGUGCUAUAGUGUUAUUAAUAUCCAUCCAUAUAUAAUUGAUUUAAAAACUCUGAGACUCAGUUUCUGUGAUCUGAGAACAGAAACUUUUCACAUGGAUCUACUAAUCCCAGCCAAUUUAAAGCAAAUAAUGUUAUUUGUUAUUAUAAAGUUGCUAUUUUGAAAGGUUGUUUUAUUGUUUCCUUUUUUUUGUACAUAGAAAGAAAUCUUCUUUUCAAUGGGAAAAUAACUACUGCUGGCACAGCAGAGAGAUAAUUUUAUUGCCUGCAUCUUCAUUUUGGAUGGACAGGCAUGUGCCAGAGAAAGCUGUGUAAUGCUAGAGCUUCUGUCAGGCAUGGCUUUGGAUAUCUUGCUGCCCCUUGGGACCCUGAUGACUUGGGAGCUUUAAUAUCUGCUUGUGUCUGAAAACUCCAGGCAGUUUUAGGAUCCCUGGCUGAUCCGGGACAGGAGCUCUGGGUAGCAACUGCAGUGAUGACUGCAGGCUUUGAGAUGCUUUUCAGCCUGCAGUCACGAGGAGGUGGCAAUUGCAUUACCCUGCGGAAAGCAGAAUGUGAAUCUGCAGGUGGGAUGGAGGCGUGACUGGGGGACUGACAGCCAAAGCAGCUGAUAACUCCCUGCCUUCCUUCAGGGCAAGACUAUGGUGCAGAGAAGAUUGCAGGACUGCACAUCAGACUAGCAUGAUAAGGUAGGGUGAAGCAGUGCCAAGAGGUAGGCGGGAGAGGGUUGUUUUACAGGAGCAGCAGAAGUUUUCAAGCAUACUUUCUGCAAUUUUCUGGGUGCUAGUCCAAAAAGAGAGAAGUACUGCAGGGUAGGGACAACCUGUAGGGAUCAUAAAACUGGUGCCCAUUUUGCCUGCUAAGUCCCAGGGCUAUCCUUGCAACUUUGCUUGCACCAUCCAGAAUGGACCUUCAUGUGUUCAUGUAAGCACAUCUCCAUUUCUGGCACUUUUUCUGUAAUGUGCUCUCAUUAAGAUGCUAAUUUUUCCCCAAGCCCAGAAAAUGGUGCAUGACAAAAAGUUUGGCUUAAGCCACAGCAUAGUAAAAGUGUCUCGCUUUUUGUUUUCGCUUGUUUUGCUGCUUGAAGCUAGUAGUUUAGACCUAUCUCUCUGUAACUGUGCCGUCCUGAAGGACAGAGGCUUCUGUCCACUGCUUGGGCUGCUGCAGUUCUUUCUAAGUCCACCUUAUUACUGGAUUCAACACAAACACACACACUUUGAUAGUUCUGCAUGACUUUUCAUCCAAAAACCAAAACCAUAAACAAAAUACGCCUGGUCUGCAUUUAUUCCAAAAGAAGAAUGACCUAUAAAUUCAAUUUAAUUAUUUCUCUUUCUUAAGCAGUGUGUUAACAGCCGUGUUGUUAGAAACAGCGUAACAUCAGCUCUUGGGAUUUUCUCCUUACACAAAGUUGCCUCUGCCUUCAAGCUCCUUUAUGUUGUGUUUGGUGCUCUUCAGUGGUGCCUCCAUGUUUAUCAAAGGAAAUGCUAGUUUUUUCAGAAUGUCUUGAGUAAUUCCAGAGCCAAAUAGCUUCUGGUAUGUUUUAAAAUAAUACUUUCUAAUUUGAAAGUUUCAUACAGAAGACAUUUGCUAACAAAGAAAAGCACUAUUUGUUGGCACCUGCUAGCAAGGCAGUAAUAACCCUAAUCAAAUUGAAACCCUUUGUGCUCAUGCCUUACCUGAACCAUGUUAAAUGGACUUUGAGAGAGUGUUUAAAUAUACCCUUGUGGCACUUAUGAUCAAGAUGUCUUUGAAAUGAAAAAACACUAAAGUGUUUGUCUAAAAAUUGUUUCCCGUUGUCCUUCCUGCGCCAAUGCCUCAGAACAUGUUGGGUUCAUGCUUGUGCUAAGCAAAAUCCUUCAGAUUUGUAGUGAGCACUCAAAUGGAUACCUUGGAGAAAACAGGUAACAAUGAAGAAAAGUGAGACAAUAACUGGAUUGGAGCCCUGCAGGGAAAGCUGUCUGGGGUCUGCACCAGUAUAGCAAAAUCUUUAGCGCUGGUGGGGAUCAUAGGGUAGUCUUUUUUUUAAUGCCCCCUAACAACAACCCACGUAGCUCAGGUCAGCUUUCCAAGCAAAGCUUUGCUGACAUGGAGGCCUGCUCCUGUUCCUCUUGGCGGAAUGU
Messenger RNA from Cuculus canorus (common cuckoo), 13832 nucleotides. It is a transcript of the gene PIGG, whose product is annotated as phosphatidylinositol glycan anchor biosynthesis class G. The transcript is spliced from 13 exons. Bases 32 to 2995 code for a protein of 987 amino acids. Gene Ontology annotation, cellular component: endoplasmic reticulum membrane. NCBI's taxonomy places the organism in Eukaryota, Metazoa, Chordata, Aves, Cuculiformes, Cuculidae. The record is from RefSeq and is a predicted model, not a curated record. Gene Ontology annotation, biological process: GPI anchor biosynthetic process.